AUGUUUAGGUCUGCAAGCUGUAUUCUAUUGGCCGCCAAGACCAUACCCAUCAAUCCACAGAAGCCGUUUAAGUUGCACACUGCCGGCCGUGAUGAUGUUCCUCCUGUUCCUACCACCGCUACAUAUGACACGGAACAAAUGAAGAAGUGCCUCGAAAUGAUGUUUCGAAUUCGUCGCAUGGAAUCGCUUUGUGACCAGUCUUACAAACUUAAGAAAAUUCGUGGCUUCUGCCAUCUUUACAUUGGCCAGGAAGCCAUUCCUGUUGGUAUGGAGAAUGUUUUAACAUUGGAAGAUCUCAUUGUCACGGCAUAUCGUGACCAUGCGUGGUAUAUCGUUCGCGGUGGUACACCAGGGGAGGUGUUUGCCGAGAUGUUUGGUAAAGAAGGUGGCUGUUCGAAGGGGAAGGGUGGAAGCAUGCAUAUGUACUCUGUGAAAAACAAUUUUUUUGGCGGUAACGGAAUUGUGGGUGCGCAAGUGCCAAUUGGCGCCGGCCUUGGAUGGCGGUUUGCCCUUGAGAACCGUGAUAAACCGCGCAAUGUGGCGGUUACCUUCUAUGGUGAUGGCGCCGCAAAUCAGGGGCAAGUGUUUGAAGCUAUGAAUAUUGCUGCAAUUCAUCGCAUUCCUGUCAUAUUCUGCUGUGAAAAUAACCAAUUUGGUAUGGGCACGAGCAAAGAACGUGCGGCGUACCAGCCUGAGAUGUACCGUCGUGGCGACUACAUUCCGGGCCUUCAGGUGGAUGGCAUGGAUGUACUUGCUGUGCAGGAGGGAACUCGAUGGGCCAAAGAAUGGUGUCUCUCUGGCAAAGGACCCAUUGUGCUUGAGUUUGACUCAUAUCGUUACGUCGGUCAUUCUAUGAGUGACCCUGACAGCCAAUAUCGCAAAAAGAGCGACAUCCAGGAUGUGCGCAAAACUCGUGACUGCAUUCACAAGAUGAAGGAUUUUAUGCUUGAAGAAGGAAUCAUGACGGAUGAAGAGAUGAAGAAACUCGAGAAGGAUGUUAAGAAAGAAGUUGAUCAGCAGCUGCAGCCAGCGGAGAAGCAGAAACCUACACCUCGAAGCGAGCUCUUUACUGAUAUUUACGUUGGGGAGCAGUACGAGCAUCGCACGACCCAAGGCACGGUGUAUGCCAAGCCCUGA
This is a messenger RNA of Trypanosoma cruzi, 1137 nucleotides long. Its product is annotated as pyruvate dehydrogenase E1 component alpha subunit, putative. The record is from RefSeq and is a predicted model, not a curated record. Gene Ontology annotation, cellular component: intracellular membrane-bounded organelle. NCBI's taxonomy places the organism in Eukaryota, Euglenozoa, Kinetoplastea, Trypanosomatida, Trypanosomatidae. The transcript has a single exon. Gene Ontology annotation, molecular function: pyruvate dehydrogenase (acetyl-transferring) activity. Gene Ontology annotation, biological process: pyruvate decarboxylation to acetyl-CoA. The coding region runs from base 1 to 1137 and encodes 378 amino acids.